AUGGAGCUGAACCUCGACGGACUGGGCAACCUCCACCAAGCCGGGGAGCUCUUGAGCCCCGCCGGGGCGCACGCCAGGCAGCCGCCGCCGCCGCCUCCCCCGCCGCCGCCUCCCCCGCCGCCGCCGUCGACGCACCGCAACCUGGUCUCCUCGCACGGCCGGCCGGCCAUGGUCUCCAGCAUGGCGUCCAUCCUGGACGGGGCGGGCGACUACCGGGCCGAGCACAGCUUGGGCGGCCCGCUGCACCCGGCCAUGAGCAUGGCCUGCGAGUCGCCCUCGGGCAUGAGCACUUACACCACGCUGACGCCGCUGCAGCACCUGCCGCCCAUCUCCACCGUCUCGGAGAAGUUUCCCCACCCGCACCACCACCACCACCACCAUCACCACCACCACCACCCGCCGCACCAGCGCCUGGCCGGCAACGUCAGCGGCAGCUUCGCCCUCAUGCGCGAGGAGCGCAGCCUGGCCGCCUCCAUGGGCAACCUCUACGGCCACUACCCCAAAGACAUGCCCGCCAUGGGGCAGCCCCUCUCCCCGCUGGCCAACGGGCUGGGCGGCCUCCACAACGGGCAGCAGUCCCUGGCCCCCUACGGGCCCGGCGGCCACCUGGCGGGCGACAAGCUGCUCUCCCCCAACGGCUUCGAGCCGCACCUGCUCUCCCGCAGCGAGGAGCACCUGGCUCGGGGGCUGGGCGCGCCCGGCGCCGGCAUGAUGCCCGCCCUCAACGGCCUCCACCCGCACGCCCACCCGCACGCCCAGGCCAACGGCUCGCUGCUGGCCGAGCGGGAGCGGCAGGGCUCGGCCUCGGGCUCGGCGGCGGGCGGCGGCGGGUCCGGCCAGGUGGAGGAGAUCAACACCAAGGAGGUGGCGCAGCGCAUCACGGCCGAGCUGAAGCGCUACAGCAUCCCGCAGGCCAUCUUCGCCCAGCGGAUCUUGUGCCGCUCGCAGGGCACCCUCUCCGACCUGCUGCGGAACCCCAAGCCCUGGAGUAAACUCAAGUCCGGCCGGGAGACCUUCCGCAGGAUGUGGAAAUGGCUGCAGGAGCCCGAGUUCCAGCGCAUGUCCGCCCUGAGGCUGGCCGCCUGCAAACGUAAAGAGCAGGAGCAGCAAAAGGACCGGAAUCUGCAACCGAAAAAGCAACGCCUGGUCUUCACCGACCUCCAGCGCCGCACCCUGAUCGCCAUCUUCAAAGAGAACAAGCGGCCUUCCAAGGAGAUGCAGAUGACCAUUUCGCAGCAGCUGGGCCUGGAGCUCAACACCGUCAGCAACUUCUUCAUGAAUGCUCGCCGGCGGUGUAUGAACCGUUGGCAAGAGGAGCCAGGCACCAACCCCGGAGUCCCCUCUUCAUCCACAAGCACUUUUUCCAAAGCAUGAUCUCUUUUAUUUUUUUUCAUAUGCCUCUCAUCCCUUGCAUCCCCCUGAACUCCACCCAGAAGAGAGCCCGCUCCCUUCUCCAUGUGUGCUCCCCUCACCUGCAUAUACCUGUACAUUGAGCAACGACAACGCAUGGGGCCCACUUCACUACCAAUCCACAGCGGAUGCCUCUGGAAUAUCCCAGAUCUUCCAGAGGCAUCCCUUGGCAGCCUCUGCCUUUGACCUCCCUCAAACCUUCCCAUUUGUGGAGGAGGGCCAUUUCAUCUCUUCAUCUGGUGAGCAAUCUUCUCCCAAGCUUUGGGUUUAGCUGAGGAACAUCUUCCUUCCUGGAAGUUUCAGCCAGCGAGUAAUUAAAUUGUUCUGAUGGCAGAGGGGGAGGGAUCUGUAAGGACCAGCUUAAUAGCAGAAGCUUUCACGGAAGUGGAUUUGAAAGCUGUCAUUGUGGGAACAAAAUGCUUAUCCCAGAUGUCCUGGCUAUGUAAGGAGCAAGUGUGUGGUGUAUGCCUUAAAAAACAGCCCAGCACUGGAAAAUUGAAGGGAGGGCAAAAAGCAAGUAUCUUAUUAAUUUGUGAAGCUGAUUCAGUUCUCUGAGAUGUAUUUCUAGAUACCUUUCCAGGUAACUGAACUUCGUCCAGUUCCUGGGUUUUAAAUUCCAGACUAACUCAUCGUUCCUACUGGGGUUGUCUUUCACCACUGAGAUAGAAGUGAAUUGUGGGAUACUUCUAAGAUUCAUAUCAGGCCUGUAAUAUCCAAUUAUGUCUCUCCUUCCUAUUUCAAAGAGAGGUCAUUUAUUGUGAAGCUGAUAGUGGCCUGCCUCUGAUAUGGGAAAAGACAUGUGGGGGAAUCAUGUAGGAAUCAUUUAGCCUUUAUACGGAGACAAGCUGCAAUUGUUUAGCCUGAAAUGAGAGUCAGUGAUGACAUGUGUGAAUGUAGGUUAGGGAGUUGCUCAGUUUGCAAGCCAAGGGAAGGGCCACCUAUAUCCUUCAUUCUAGUAGCAAGGGGAAAAUGCAUGAAAAUCCAUUCCAGAAAAAAAAAAGACAUCUUCAAAAUGUUAUCAUGUUGUCCUCAUGUACAUUUCCUACAGCUCAGCCCUCUUGUUUCCCCACAUCCUGUUCUCCACAAAAGUCUUCAGAGUCCAAGUGGUCCCCAUGAAAAUCCACCAGAAAUCUUGCCAAGCGCAUCACGGCAUGGUCUGAAAGUUACCAAAACCAAAUUCAAAAGUCUCAAAAGAAGACUUUUUUUUUCUUUUUUGACGAUUCCUCUCCAAGGAAUUCCAAGCCAAAGUGUCAAGGGAGAAACCAGAAACUCUGACGAAAAAUGAUCCCCUCUUUUCUCCCUUGAAUUAGUCGUGUGUAAUCUAAAGCGAAGUUGCACUGUGUCACCUAGAGUAAAAGCGGGUCAUGAAGCACAUUUUACGUACAUAAAUCGGGUAAUUUAAAAAAAAAAAGCUUUAAAGAAAUCAAAGCAAAGCAGUGCAGGAGCUGAAUUUUUAUUUCCUGGACACUGGAUCAGCAGCUGACCUUCCAUCCAAUGUUUCAUUCCAAAGGCCAGCCUCAGCUGAAUUAUUUCCAUCCUCACUCCCCUUUUUUGCCUCUUAUCCCCAUUUUCUGCCUCCAGUACAUACAGGAUGGCAGAAGGGGAGAGAAACCAUGAUGGUAUAUGUGAUAGGAAUCAGAUUGGGCAAGUUGAAUUGAGUGGGGGAACAGAUCAUGAAUCUGUUUGCUAAAUGGAUCAAUAGAUUUGAUUGGCAAGGGGAAGAUUCCUCCCCCAGUCCUUUUCCGGUCCCAGCUCCAUAUCCUCCCUGUUGAAAAUAACAAACUACAAAAAAAAAAAAAACCCUUAAAAAAAAGGAAUUCUGGCAACGUACGAAAGAUAAGUGACUAUUUUUUGUGUGUGUGCCAAUUAACAGCUUGCCUUAAAAAUAGAAGAUGGAUACCAGAUGACAGUCCUCUUUCGCUUGAAAAGGAGGACUUGACUUCAGCAGAGUCUGGCGCCAUGAAUCAGGAGCGUUUGCAAGGCAAAAAAAAGAAGAGAGAGAGAGAGAGAAAGAAAGAAAAAGAAAGACAUGGCCAACUUGAUGAGAAAUAGCAUCACCAGUUAAACCUGUAUGUCUGGCUGGCAAAGUUGAAGCCCCCCCUCCUUUGCCUAUGGAGCCAGAGAAAAGGCGUUUGAGGAGGCAGAGAGGCCGCAGAAUCGCAGCCUUGCCCUCUCCAUGCUAAACGUGGGAUUCUUUGUACAUGUGUUUCUGUGUGUGUCGUUUCUUUGUUUUAUUCUUUUUUUUAACGGGACACUAUCAAAUUGAUGCGGGUAAUAGAGCACCAUCCUUGCGCAAUGGCUUAUGCGUUCACUUUAUGUUGAAGACAAUGCGUUGAGCAACUGUUAGGCACCUUUGGGAAUGGAACAAAAAGAAAGAAAGAGAGAGAGUUAAAAAAAAAAAAACCCAGAACCAUCAAAAGUUUAUUCUUUGAGCAGAAAAGGAAGAAGGAAGGGGAAACAAAAGAAUUAAAUGACUGCUAAUAUUUCCUAUCUUCAGCAAAACAUUUUGUCCCGGUCAUGACUGUUGGGUGCAACCAAUCAGGGUGUGGGAUGAGUGGGAACUUAUUUGGACCAACCAAAGAAAACUGGAAAAGGGAAAAUAGCAGAUGCUGAGAUAUGUUUUAUCAAAACACACAUGCAGAGAGAGGGUGGGGGAUGCCACAGGAGGACAAAAGCCCCCCCCCAAGUCACCUCUCUCAGACCGCCCCAAGUGUCCAUCCCCUUCAAACCUAUCCCACCCUACCGCAUCAUCUUGUCUUGUUGUGAGUUGUCGAUGCUAAAAGAAUGAUGGAGAAGGACUCUGGUGGAUUUCCCAUACCUGAUUUUGUGAAGUAUUGAAGGGCUGAGAAGCCUCGCUAAAGGAAAAAAAAGAAAAAAAGAAGAAAAAAUGAAAUGAAAUGAAAUAAUGAAAUGAAAUGAUGGGGCCUGAACUGAGUAGAAGAACUGAAGGGAGGGGCAGGGGGAAAAAAAGCAAAGAAAAGGAAUAGUUCUAUCAAACGAACGACCCCGAACAUGCAAAGACAUUUUUAGUGAGAACCAGAAAAUAUAGGCUACCUCACUUGAGUUUUCGAUUUUUGUGAUUUGAAAAUCACAUCUGAUACCAAAGAUUUUGUUCUCCUUGCCUGGUUUGUGCUGGAUUAUACACAUUUGCGCCUCCCCUUUCUUGUUCCCUUGUGAUCCUCCAUUUAUAGUUCAUAGUCACAGAUCUUUCCCCAUUCAACUGUCUCCUGUGCUUUCCAACUUCCCGAGAGAAAGAGAGAAAGAAAGAGAAAGAAAGAAAGAAAGAGAGAGAAAGAGAAAGAAAGAAAGAGAAAGAAAGAAAGAAAGAAAGAAAAAGAAAGAAAGAAAGAAAGAAAGAAAAAGAAAGAAAGAAAGAAAGAAAGAAAGAAAGAAAGAAAGAAAAGAGCGCUAGAUGCAUGAAUGAAACUUGGAGUGAUAGCUGAGUGCCUUUUUCUUGUACAAAAGGUGUAAAACCAUUUUUCUGAUUUUCUUUUUUUCGUUUUCUUUGUCCUAUAAGUUCAUGAGAUAUUACCUCAGUUCUCUUAAUCAGAGGGAUUCUGGCAACUCUUGUAGCUUUUGGGUGAUGGGACAAAAGCCAUUUCUCCUUUGGUCCUCUGGGUCCUCUCCUUCUGCCCUCUUAACACAAUCCACACGCACACACACACACACACACACACACUCCCCAGUGUUUCAUGUGCACUCCAAUGCACAU
Messenger RNA from Crotalus tigris (Tiger rattlesnake), 5122 nucleotides. Its product is annotated as one cut domain family member 2-like. Gene Ontology annotation, cellular component: nucleus. The transcript is spliced from 2 exons. The record is from RefSeq and is a predicted model, not a curated record. Gene Ontology annotation, molecular function: RNA polymerase II cis-regulatory region sequence-specific DNA binding; DNA-binding transcription factor activity, RNA polymerase II-specific. NCBI's taxonomy places the organism in Eukaryota, Metazoa, Chordata, Lepidosauria, Squamata, Viperidae. Bases 1 to 1374 code for a protein of 457 amino acids. Gene Ontology annotation, biological process: regulation of transcription by RNA polymerase II.